Apis cerana (Asiatic honeybee) is the source of this 778-nucleotide messenger RNA. It is a transcript of the gene kud, whose product is annotated as oligosaccharyltransferase subunit 5 kud. Gene Ontology annotation, cellular component: oligosaccharyltransferase complex. The record is from RefSeq and is a predicted model, not a curated record. NCBI's taxonomy places the organism in Eukaryota, Metazoa, Arthropoda, Insecta, Hymenoptera, Apidae.
UUAAGUAACUUCAAUUUUUUACUGGUUGGUAAUUAUUCGUGUUUAUUUCAUGAAUGUAUAUUAUAUUGAAGUUUGCAGCAUAUGAUUGCGUAUUUGUUGCUAAUCGUGUAAGUUUUACGUGUCCAUUAAGCCACGUCAAAAUAUUUAUUGAUACAAUGGUGGAAGUCGAAUCUAUGACAAGAUAUGUCUCUCCCAUUAAUCCUGCAAUUUUUCCAUUAUUGGCAGUGGUAUUACUAGGAAUUGGAAUAUUCUUUACAGCAUGGUUUUUUGUAUAUGAAGUUACUAGUACAAAAUUUACAAGGGAUAUGUUCAAAGAAUUAUUAAUUUCUUUAGUGGCAGCAUUAUUUUCCGGUUUUGGUAUAUUAUUUUUACUUCUUUGGGUUGGAAUUUAUGUAUAGGUAUAUUAUUUUAUAGAAAUUUAAAUCAAUAAAAUUAAACAAUACAUUGAUAUAUAUAAAUCUCAUUUUUUUGUUUCAGAUCCAUUUUAUAAAUGAAAAAAAUUAAUUUUAAAAUUAUAUGAAAUAGCAUUUAAUUAAUAUGAUUAUGUAGAUAUUAUAAGAAUAAAAAUAAUGUAUUUUUACUAAAUCAUACAAUUAUAAUGAUUAAGCUAUAUAUUUAUCACACAGUAAUAAGCAUUUGUAUUUUUUAACAUUUAAAAUCACUUUUAAAUACACAAUUUUUUUUAUAAUAUAAAAAAUUAAUUAAAAAGUACGCAUUUUUUACAUAUUUUUUAAAUAAGAAUAUAAAUACAUUUAAAAAUAUAAUUCUGUAAAACAAA